Messenger RNA from Paramecium tetraurelia, 3897 nucleotides. RefSeq lists its product as uncharacterized. Gene Ontology annotation, molecular function: protein binding. Gene Ontology annotation, biological process: endosomal vesicle fusion; protein targeting to vacuole. The transcript has 6 exons. Lineage: Eukaryota; Ciliophora; Oligohymenophorea; Peniculida; Parameciidae. The record is from RefSeq and is a predicted model, not a curated record. Gene Ontology annotation, cellular component: HOPS complex; late endosome.
AUGUUUAAUUUGGACGAUUUAUUGGCAGAAGAUGAAAAUGAUGUGAAUGAUGCAUCUAAUUUAGAGAUUGACGACAUUCUAAAUGAAAGUGAUAAUUCUAUCAAAGAAUUGGAUAUUGAAAAAGCAAAUUAAAUUUUAAGCGAGAAAAAACAAAAAUUAAAAGUGCAAACGAAAUGUGAAUAAAAAGAAUAUGAAGAAUUAAUAAAAAAAUACAUCGAGCAUGAUUUCGAAUAAUAAACAGAAGAGUUUAAAAUUGAAAUUUCUUCAUCCAAUGAGGAGGAAAUUGAACCACAAUCAUUAAUCGAUUAAAUUGACAAGUAAGAAAGAAUAAUUAAGGAAUCCUCUCUAUAGAAUGUAGAAUUGAUUAACAAUAAUAUUGAAAUAGAAAAUACAGAGAUUCACGAUUUAUAAUUAAUUUCGAAUCAAUUGAAGAAAUUAUCAGGUCAACCGUGUCUCAUUACUUUCUAAUUCAAUAUCUUAUCAAUAGGAACUUCAGUUGGUGAAAUACUGGUUUAUUCUGCAUCUAAUAAUGAUUUUAUUGUUCUGAAAUACAAUUCUAAAGUGAGUGCAAUUGAUAAUACUUAAGCAUUUUUAGUAGCUAGCUAUGAAGAUUGUGCAAUCAUUUUAUGGGAUCCCAACACCAAAGCUCAAUUAAAAAAUAUUAAACAUUAAGAACCUCUCUUAUCGUUGAAGUUCUUUAAUGAAACUUAGUUCAUAAUUUCUGACUAUUUGGGACAAACAUCCAUGUGUAAAAUAACCAAAAUGUUAUGGUCAUAUUAAGUUGAGAUAGACAAACUAUUGCCAAGACAAAUCCAUCCAUUCUAUCAAAUUUCUAUUUGGAAACAAGAAUAUAUAUCGUUUUCAUGUUUAGAGUAAGUCAUAGUUAUGAAAAUUGAUUAGUAAACAUAAAUUAUUAAGCGAAUCAAGAGAUAAGUAGAUGGUUACACAUACCCUUGUACAAGUUGGGGAUAAUUUACCAAUACUGAAGAAUAUACCGAAAUGAUUGAGAUUGCAUUAGCAGUUUCUUGGGGUACACAUAUAGAAAUAUAUGUUGUUGAAAAAUAAUAGUUGAUUUAAAAAUAUUCCUUUAUUUUAAACACUAUAAUUUCCUGUAAUUGGCUAUCAAGGGAUAUGCUAUUAGUAUUUACAAGAGAAUUUUAAAUUGUUACUUUAAAUGCAUAGUUUUUUAAUAAGGAUAUAAUUACUGAAGAGUCUAGAAAUACUUUAAGGAAAUAAAUGAACUAUUUAUCCAAUAAAACUGAAAAAGCUAUUUAAUCAAUGACACCUUUGGGGGAUGUAAUUAACUUUCCUUUGUAAAUAAAUAAUGGUUAAUAAAUGGUAUCUGUGUAUAUGAAUUGCAUAUCUGUUAAUGCUAGAUUCGUCUAUCUUUUAACACUCCCAAUAAUCAAAAGAGUUAAACUACUGAUCUGGUCAGAUUAUUUAAAAGUAAUGAUAGAAAAAGCAGAAACAAAAUAAAAUUGGUAUGAUAUUUUAUCUUUCGGAAUCAAACUGUAUUGGAAUCAAAUCCAUUGUUUUGCCAUCCCUCAAACUAGUUAUGAUUAAAGAGUUGUAUUUUCGGAUAUUUCAAAAGACAUAUGCAGUACAUUUAUCAAUCUAGUGGGACAAAGUAUUGAAUCCUAAAAGGUCUCAGAGUAAUUGAAAUAUGAAUAAUGGACUUAAACCAUAUAUUCGGCUAUUUAAUAUUGUAUACAUUGCAAUCAAUAGUAAUAUCUCUUCACAGGUUUGAAGACUCUCUUAAUAAAGUUUCAUCGUUAUACAUAAUUGUUAGCAUCAUUAGAGGAAUUUAUUUUAAACAAAUAGAUUAAAUAGAUUCCUACAGAUUUGCUUCUUUAGAUAUCUACUCACUACAAGGUGUUAAAUAAAUCAGAUAUUGUAGAAUAAUUGAUAUUGUCAUUAGAUCCAAAAUGUUUGGAUAUGACAACCAUUUUUUAAAUUUGCCAAGAAAAUGAUUUGUAUACUCCAUUAAUGGUAGUAUGUCCUCGUAUUGAUCAUGAUUAUAUUACACCGUUAUAAAAGAUGUACUCCAACUUUUUGAAAACCCAAAAUUAAAAUAUGUUAUUAAAAUCGUUGUGGUUUAUAAAAUUGACUUUUCAAUAGAUUUUAUUCCCAAAUGAAAAGAUUCCUUAAGAUAGAUUUCAACAUGCUUUUGGAUAAGUUAUUAUGUGGUUGUUAAUUGAUGAUAUUUUAAGGAACUUUGGAAUUUAUCUGCCAAAGGAACUUUUCGAAAUUCUAAAAUUUGCUAUGAAUUAUGCUUCUUUAUUCAACUCAGAAUAAUUACAAAAGUAUUUUAAUAAUCAGAAACCAAUUUUGGUGGCUUUUAUACAUAAAAUUUAUAAAAGCUUGUCUUAAUCAAUAGUCACUCAUGAGGCAUUAGGAAUUGAAUUUAGUAAAUUCAUAGGUUCAAUAAAAGGAUUGGUUCUUGAUGAAGAAGUAUACAUAAAGUCAUUAAAACAUCUAGUAUCUGAUAGAAAGAAUUUCUAAUUAAUAUUAAACAUUUUGGAAUAAAUUGAGUUGAAACCGCUUUUAAAGAAUGAACUUUUUGAAUAAUCAAAUGAUAACUACAUUAAAUCUCUUUUUGCCUCAGAUAUCUAUAAGCAAAUAGAUCUUUGUUUGAUAAAUGUAAACAAAAAGUUUUUCUCUCUUUGGUUGUAAAGAUAGCUCAAUUAAAAGAGAGAAUAAACUUUGAAGGUUUUAGAGUUAUACUUUGAUACCCUACUGGAAAAUCAUUAAACUUUACAGAUCUUAAAGUAGAUAGUUCCAACAUUAACAUCUUAAGAACAGUAUAAGUUGAUGAAAAGAGAAUUAAUUACUAAUGGAUAUAUGGAAUUAUUUCAAUCUUUAGGUCCUUCGAAUAAAGAUUUACGAGCUUUGUUUAUUAGAGCUAGUUGCAUUCAUACACCUCAUCAUGUAUUGGAUAAGAUUCAUCAUUUUGCUUUAGAUGACUUAGAAUCAAUAUUUAUUGAAACUAAACAUAAAGAAGGAUUAGGAUACAUAUAUGCACGAGUUGGUAAAUUCAAUAUUGCUAUGAGAUUUUUUGUUUAAAAUUUGCUUGAUUAUUUACAAGAAUGUUUUACAUAGUAAUCCUUUUCAAAUGAGAUUUUAAACUUAAAAUUCGAUUUAUUGUUUUAGACUUGCAAAGACAAUUUAUCUCAUAAUGAUCAAAAUCUAUUCUUUGAGUUGGGUCAUCAACUUUUUAAUUCAGAAACUCACUCUCAGAUUUGGGUCUUCUCUGAAUAAAUAAAUUAAAACAAUUAUUAAAAUAUGAUACCAAUUUUAUAGGUCAUCAAUGCAAGGCUGUGCGAAUAUUACAAUUUUUUGAGUAUUGAAGAAUUGAUUAAUUUGAUGGAGGAACAAAUGGAUAUCUUCAGAAUGGUGUGGAUAAAAUGGAGUUUCAAGAACUUGAUUUAUGAUUAAAGAGUGCAGUAUAGAAUUUGGUACAAAAGCUAUUUUAUUGAAUUGUAAACCUAUUUAGGAUUCAAGUUUUAAAUAUUUCAUUAAGAUGCCAGUAGUCCCGAAAUCCAGAAUAUAUGUAGUAAUUGUAACGAAUUUAUUACAAAUGAAUAACAAUAACAUGUGUUAAUUAGAAAGUGUUCUCAUUCAACACAUCAGAGUUGUUUAUAAUAGCCAUUCUGUCAUAUUUGCAAUCCAAAAGUCAAAAUGCAAUUAGAGAGUGUGUUAGCAAAUAGGACUGCAAGUGAUGGAGUUGAUAUGAAGAGAAGAUAAAUUUUGAUUAAAGAAAAUGAAAUCAUGAAAAAUCAUCGCAAAUUAGAAGAACAAAUGGAUGAUUUGUAAUUAACAGCAGAGGAUAUUCGAAUUCAUGAGGAAAAUCGAAUAAUCCGUAAUUUAGAACUUUUUGAUAAAUUUUUUAAUUUAUGA